CGAACAAUUCUCUUUUUGUUUCUCAAACUCAAAGGGAAUCUCCAACAAGUCGUUCAGCUUGCAUUUGGCAUUCUUUUGGUCUCGUGUAAUUUUGGAUUUGUUGGAAAGAUUUCUCUUUGUGGGUUUUUGCUGACAUCAAUGUGUUAGUUCUCGUUCUUCAUUUCAAUUAGAGGGGGAAAUGGCUGUGACGGAUUCCGCAAACCUUUGCAAUAUAAAGAAAGUUCCUGCGGAGGCUUCUUUUUGUUGGUUCUGACAGUCGGUUGAUCCUCUUCAAGUGCAUUUGUUUGAGGAAAAAAAUACUAUAGAGAUGGGGUCUGUUAGUGGGGAGUCGUCGGUAUGGGAUGGUCAAGAUUCAAGUCCACGUGACGAGAGAAUCUUUGUCUCAGUAAGAUUAAGGCCUCUGAAUGAGAGAGAGCUUUCAAGGAAUGACGUGCCGGAGUGGGAAUGCAUCAACAACACAACCAUCAUAUUCAAGAAUGGUCUUCAGGAACGUUCAUUGUCUCCGACUGCCUAUACAUUUGACAGAGUAUUUGGGCCUCAGAAUCCCACAAGGCAAGUUUAUGAGGAAGCAGCCAAGAAGAUUGCUCUUUCAGUAUUAAGUGGAAUGAAUUCAAGUAUUUUUGCAUAUGGCCAGACGAGCAGUGGAAAAACAUACACCAUGUCUGGGAUUACGGAAUACGCAGUUGCAGAUAUAUAUGACUACAUAGAAAAGCAUCGAGAAAGAGCAUUUGUGUUAAAAUUUUCGGCCAUGGAGAUUUACAAUGAAGUAGUGAAAGACCUUCUGAGCUUUGAUGGUACUCCACUUAGACUUCUAGAUGAUCCAGUGAGGGGCACUGUUGUUGAGAAACUUACAGAGGUGACAUUAAGGGACUACAGCCAUCUGAAAGAGCUCCUUUCCAUCUGUGAAGCUCAGAGGAAAAUUGGCGAAACUACUCUUAAUGAAAUGAGCUCUAGAUCUCAUCAAAUUCUGUGCUUGACUGUUGAAAGUGAAGCUCGUAAAUACUUUUCUGCAGAAAAUUCCAGCUCUCUAACAGCUACAGUGAAUUUUGUUGAUCUUGCGGGGAGUGAACGUGCUUCUCAAACAUCAUCAGCUGGCAUGAGACUAAAGGAAGGCUGCCACAUUAACCGCAGUUUGCUCACUCUUGGGACAGUUAUUCGCAAACUAAGCAAAGGAAGAAACGGACACAUUCCAUACAGAGACUCCAAGCUGACACGUAUUCUACAGCACUCAUUGGGAGGUAACGCCAGGACUGCCGUUAUUUGCACUAUGAGUCCUGCUCACAGUCAUGUCGAGCAAUCAAGAAGCACGCUCGUAUUCGCUAGUUGUGCCAAGCAAGUUAGUACCAACGCAAAAGUCAAUGUUGUGAUGUCAGAGAAAGCUCUAGUGAAACAGCUGCGAAGAGAAAUAACCAGAAUGGAGAAUGAGCUUAGGAACUUGAAUUCGAUUGCUACCUCUUGUGAUACUGCAUCAGCACUUAAAGAGAAAGAACUUCUUAUUGAAAAGUUGGAUAAAGAGAUAAGACAAUUAAUUCAUCAACGUGACGUAGCUCGAUCUCGUCUUGAGGAUAUGUCACUGCCAGGAGGAUCAUUUGGGUCACCAAAAUCUUGGAUUGAUUGGCAAAGCCUCGAGAAAGGUUCACAAACAGAUGAAUAUGCAUCUUCGGAAGCAUCGGAGAUCAUUGAUCCCUUGUACUCUGAUGUUUCAUCCAGGGCAUCUCAUUUUUCUGAUAGAUAUGAGGAUGUCAGUUCCAGUAGGACUGAACAUCAGUCCCCCAGGAAUGAUACAGACCAAUUUUUAUCAGACGAUAUAUCUCCAACUCUAUACAUUGAUAAGUAUUUUGGUCCUGAAUCGCCUGAUCCUGGCUGGGAGAAGAUUGCUCAAGUGGCUGGCAAUAAGCUUGAAUGUACCCACAUGGCGGUUCAGUGUAUAGAACUUGAUUUGACCAAGACGAAUGUGGUUGCAUCUGCUGCUUCACCAGAUACAGGAGAUAAGAAUUCAGGGAUAUCUCAUUGUUCAUUGGAGAACUCUCCAGCUUCUAACAUGGCGAAAGAAGAUGAGGAAUCAUCACAGGACAAAGCAGAUAAUCAGGGGAAGCUUCCAAGUGUGGAGCCAGAGGCUAAUAGUGAAAACCUGCAUGCCGAAGAUUCCAAUAGUCCUAUCAGGAGUGACUUCGUGAACGAAAAAGAAGAAAACAUCAAGACGUCAGUUGAAGAUUGCAAAGUCAAGCAACAAGAAUUGACAGAAGUCAAUGAAGUGAUCGAGCCUCAGGUAGUGACGCAGCGUGAGGAUGAUUUGGAACUAUGCCAGCAGGAUCCGGAGGUUACAGGAAUAUCCGAUAAUCAAGAAACAAAGACAGACGGUGGCUCCAAUGAUGAUCAGAAUAAGGUGCUAUCUGCUUCAGAUAAUCAAGAAACAAAAACAGAUGAUGGCUUCAAUGAAGAUCAAGAUACAACACAAUCUGCUUCAGACAAUCAAGAAACAAAGACAGAUGGUGGCUCCAAUGAGGAUCAAGAUACUCGAGAAAUAAAGACAGAUGGUGGCUCCAAUGAGGAUCAAGAUACUCGAGAAAUAAAGACAGAUGGUGGCUCCAAUGAAGAUCAAGAUACAACAAAACAUGCUUCAGAUAAUCAAGAGACAAAAACAGAUGGUGGGUCCAAUAAAGAUCAGGAUACAACGCAAUCUGCUUCAGAUAAUCAAGAAACAAAGACAGAUGGCGGCUCCAAUAAAGAUCAGGAUACAACACAAUCUGCUUCCGACUGGUCUACUCAAUUUGAGAGACAGAGGCAAGAGAUACUUGACCUUUGGGACACCUGCAACGUUCCGUUGGUCUACAGGACCUACUUUUUCUUGCUCUUUAAAGGAGAUCCAUCAGAGGCUGUUUACAUGGAGGUGGAGCUAAGACGGUUGUCAUUUCUCAAGAAAAAAUUGGAUCGAUCCACAGUCACGAAAGAUGAUCAAGUUUUAACAGAGACCUCAAGCACAAAGGCUCUGAAUCGGGAGAGAGAGAUGCUGAGCAGACAAAUGUACAAGAAGUUUUCAGGUAAAGAAAGAGAUGCUUUAUACGAAAAGUGGGGCAUCGACCUAAAAACGAAGCAGAGAAGGCUUCAGCUGUGCCGCCUGCUGUGGACCGACCCCAAGAACAUGGACCACAUCAAAGAGAGUGCUGCCCUUGUUGCUAAAUUGGUUGGUCUCAAGGAACUGGAGCGCGCCCCGAAAGAAAUGAUUGGGUUAAGCCUCUUGCAAGAACCUCAAAACCUCAGUUGCUUCAGCUGGAUGCCUUCCCUGAUAUAAUACUCCCUGGAGGCGAUAAGUGUAUAACAAAGACAAGAGAAAUCACUUACAUUAGCAAGUUUUCUAAAUUAUAACUCCAUGUGUAACAUAUGCGGUUGAGAUUCUAACUCCUCAUUGUAAUGUUGUAUCUGAUUGAGUUGAAUCAGAGUUCGUGAAAUUUAUUUCUCAA
Molecule: messenger RNA, 3461 nt
Organism: Sesamum indicum (sesame)
Lineage: Eukaryota; Viridiplantae; Streptophyta; Magnoliopsida; Lamiales; Pedaliaceae
Source: RefSeq, a predicted model, not a curated record